This is a messenger RNA of Chenopodium quinoa (quinoa), 1105 nucleotides long. Its product is annotated as F-box/LRR-repeat protein At1g55660-like. Gene Ontology annotation, molecular function: protein binding. Lineage: Eukaryota; Viridiplantae; Streptophyta; Magnoliopsida; Caryophyllales; Amaranthaceae. The annotation marks the transcript as partial. The record is from RefSeq and is a predicted model, not a curated record. The transcript has a single exon.
UCAAUUUUAAUUACGGAAUUUUUUAUGUCUUACAAAUAAUACCAUUUUGUUGCAAUUAACGUAGGUAGUGUGAUUUUGUAUUUGGUGGUUUGGUAAUCAAGUAAUAUAAUCGUCAUUUGUGUGUUAAAAUAAAACUAAGAGACAAUUUAUUUUUAUAUUCCUUCCAUCUCUAAAAGUUCGACUUUUUGAUAAUGUUUAGGAAGAACUUGCAUAGACGGAUAUUCAACAGUGUCUUCUAAUUAUUUAUUUAUUUUAUUCAGAGCAAGAAUCACUUCUCUUCGAGAGUUGAAAUAGGCGAAUGGAUUGUAGCUUUAAACAAUGUACUGCAACUUGUACUACUGCAAGGGAUGUGCAAAAUCACAACGUUAAUGAAAUAUUGGUUGAUAGGCUCACCAAUUUGCCUGAUGAACUGUUAAUUCAGAUCAUAUCUCUGCUUCCUACCAAGGAUGCUGCUGCUAUUUCCGCCUUGUCUAGGAGAUUUAGGCGUGUUUUCCCUUUAAUUACGAGCCUUGACUUUGAUGUUUCACCUGUAUCUUUUUGUUUGAAACAUCCCUAUGCAACUGAACGUUAUCCUACUUUCGUGAGCUUUGUUGAUACUGUACUCCAAGUACACAAAUCGCGGUAUCUUACCAAGUUUAGGCUUAAAGUUAGCAGGGAGGACUUUAAUGCGGUGUACUUUGAUGGUUACACUUUUAUUGGGUGUCAGCCAAGUUGUCUCCCUGACUUGAAACCCCCGCGACUUUAUGCGUGGAUCUCUUAUCCAUUGACCCUUUGUGGCCUUAGGGAGCUUGACCUUAGUAUUCUGGUGAGCGAACCUGGUGAUUCUCAGUUGCCUCCAGCUAUUUUCACAUGUGAAACAUUGGAGGUGUUGAAGCUUGAGGUCAAUAUCGGCCUUGAUCAUGUUUUUACCAUGCCAACUUAUCGUCUUCCAAACUUGAAAUCUCUCCUCUUGUCUGCGUCUGUCAUAUCUGAUGAUGGCUUUCUGACGAGGCUAGUUUCAAGUUGCCCUGUACUUGAAGACCUUACAUUCAAACCCUCUAUGAACGUUGCCAAAAUUUUCGCUAUCACAUCAAGUUCCCUUCGAAGACUCUGUUUGUUGCCUAAU